Molecule: messenger RNA, 618 nt
Organism: Lachancea dasiensis
Lineage: Eukaryota; Fungi; Ascomycota; Saccharomycetes; Saccharomycetales; Saccharomycetaceae
Source: the annotation of a GenBank genome assembly
AUGUCAGACCCAAGUUCGAUUAAUGGUGGUAUUGUGGUAGCCAUGACCGGUAAGGAUUGCGUGGCAAUUGCUUGCGAUUUACGUCUAGGUAGUCAAUCGUUGGGUGUAGCCAAUAAUUUCGAGAAGAUCUUCCAUUAUGGCCACGUAUUUCUAGGCCUUACAGGCCUCGCUACAGACGUGACCACACUGUCAGAGCUGUUUCGUUACAAGACCAACCUUUACAAGCUUAAGGAAGACCGUCUAAUAGAGCCUGACACUUUAACACAGUUAGUUUCCAGUACGCUGUAUGAAAAAAGAUUCGGACCUUAUUUCACGGGCCCUGUUGUAGCCGGGCUGAACUCUAAGACGGGCAAGCCAUACAUUGCAGGAUUCGAUUUGAUCGGAUGCAUCGACGAGGCCAAAGAUUUUGUGGUUAGUGGUACAGCGUCGGAACAACUUUUUGGUAUGUGCGAGUCCCUGUACGAACCCAAUCUGGAAGCUGAGGAUUUAUUCGAGACGAUAAGUCAAGCUUUGCUGAAUGCAGCUGAUCGCGAUGCCCUUUCCGGCUGGGGUGCCGCGGUUUACAUAAUUAAGAAGGAUAAGGUCACCAAGAGGUAUCUAAAGACCAGGCAAGAUUGA